AUGCCGCACCAUGCAAGUCACUUUGUCCCUACCCCUCCAGUCGUCAUCCUAUCCCUCCCCUCGACAGCCUACCCCUCCAGUCGUCAUCCUACCUCUCCCCUCGACAGCCUACCCCCCAGUCGUCAUCCUACCCCUCCCCUCGACAGCCUACCCCCCAGUCGUCAUCCUACCCCUCUCCUCGACAGCCUACCCCUCCAGUCGUCAUCCUACCCCUCCCCUCGACAGCCUACCCCCCAGUCGUCAUCAUAUACCUCCCCUCGACAGCCUACCCCCCCAGUCGUCAUCCUACCCCUCCCCUCGACAGCCUACUCCUCCAGUCGUCAUCCUACCCCUCCCCUCGACAGCCUCACCCCCCAGUCGUCAUCCUACCCCUCCCCUCGACAGCCUACCCCUCCAGUCGUCGUCAUCCUACUCCUCUCUUCGACAGCCUACCCCCCAGUCGUCAUCCUACCCCUCCCCUCGACAGCCUACCCCUCCAGUCGUCAUCCUACCCCUCCCCUCGACAGCCUACCCCUCCAGUCGUCAUCCUAUCCCUCCCCUCGACAGCCUACCCCUCCAGUCGUCAUCCUACCUCUCCCCUCGACAGCCUACCCCCCAGUCGUCAUCCUACCCCUCCCCUCGACAGCCUACCCCCCAGUCGUCAUCCUACCCCUCUCCUCGACAGCCUACCCCUCCAGUCGUCAUCCUACCCCUCCCCUCGACAGCCUACCCCCCAGUCGUCAUCCUACCCCUCUCCUCGACAGCCUACUCCUCCAGUCGUCAUCCUACCCCUCCCCUCGACAGCCUACCCCUCCAGUCGUCAUCCUACCCCUCCCCUCGACAACCUACCCCUCCAGUCUUCAUCCUACCCCUCCCCUCGACAGCCUACCCUUCCAGUCGUCAUCCUACCCCUCCCCUCGACAGCCUAACUCUCCAGUCGUCAUCCUACCCCUCCCCUCGACAACCUACCCCUCCAGUCGUCAUCCUACCCCUGCCUUCGACAACCUACCCCUCCAGUCGUCAUCCUACCCCUCCCCUCGACAGCCCCCCCAGUCGUCAUCCUACCCCUCCCCUCGACAACCUACCCCUCCAGUCGUCAUCCUACCCCUCCCCUCGACAGCCUACCCCUCCAGUCGACGUCAUCAUACACCUCCCCUCGACAGCCUACCCCCCCCCCCCCCCCCAGUCGUCAUCCUACCCCUCCCCUCGACAGCCUACUCCUCCAGUCGUCAUCCUACCCCUCCCCUCGACUGCCUAACCCCCCAGUCGUCAUCCUACCCCUCCCCUCGACAGCCUACCCCUCCAGUCGUCGCCAAUCUUACUCCUCUCUUCGACAGCCUACCCCUCCAGUCGUCAUCCUACCCCUCCCCUCGACAGCCUACCCCUCCAGUCGUCAUCCUACCCCUCCCCUCGACAGCCUACCAAACCCCUAGCCGUCCUAUCCCUCCAGUCGCCAUCCUGCUCCACCCCUCACCAGCCUGCCCCACCCGUCGCGAUCCUACCCCACCUGUUGCCAUUCUGCCUCACUCCCUGGCCAUACUCAAUCUCGCCAACAAGCCCCCUUCACAUCGCCAUGAUGCCACCAAAAUAUCUUGCUUCACAAAUAGUUCGUGA
Messenger RNA from Haliotis rufescens (red abalone), 1593 nucleotides. RefSeq names its product leucine-rich repeat extensin-like protein 5. The record is from RefSeq and is a predicted model, not a curated record. The transcript has 2 exons. NCBI's taxonomy places the organism in Eukaryota, Metazoa, Mollusca, Gastropoda, Lepetellida, Haliotidae. Bases 1 to 1593 code for a protein of 530 amino acids.